Messenger RNA from Cucurbita pepo subsp. pepo (vegetable marrow), 1060 nucleotides. Its product is annotated as thioredoxin M3, chloroplastic. NCBI's taxonomy places the organism in Eukaryota, Viridiplantae, Streptophyta, Magnoliopsida, Cucurbitales, Cucurbitaceae. Gene Ontology annotation, cellular component: cytoplasm. Gene Ontology annotation, molecular function: protein-disulfide reductase activity. The record is from RefSeq and is a predicted model, not a curated record.
AAAGACGCGUCAAAUCUCCACUUCCCUUCCGUCUCUCUUUCUGCGGCUCUGCCCACUGAUUGUUUCUACUUCGCAUGCCGUUUGAUUUCCGAUCUCCUUUGUUUCUCUGCUCCUCCUUCUCUCUCGUCCAUGGCCUCCUCCUUGCCUUUCUCCGUUCCUCAAACCCUUCCCAAUUGCAUUUCCUCCCAUUCUAACCUCAAUUCACUUUGCUUUUUCUCGCCUCCUUCCAAUCUGCGUCUCCAUCGCCGGAUUAGGGCUCGAAAUGCUUCUCUCACCCUCAACGUUCAAUGCGUCAGUCAACCUAAAGCUGAGGUGGUUACUAAAGAGUCAUGGAACAAAAUGAUUCUAGAGAGUGGAAUCCCUGUCCUAGUUGAAUUUUAUGCUAGUUGGUGUGGACCAUGUAGAAUGGUGCAUCGAGUCAUCGAUGAGCUAGCUGCUGAUUAUGAGGGGAAGCUCAAAUGCUUUGUACUCAAUACUGACAAAGAUUUGCAAAUAGCCGAAGACUAUGAAAUUAAGGCUGUUCCUGUGGUUAUGUUGUUCAAGAAUGGGGAGAAGUGUGAAAGUGUCAUUGGUACCAUGCCAAAAGAUUUCUAUAUUGCUGCCAUCGAAAGGGUCCUCAAGCAGUAGGAUGGAUGCAUGGAAAUCAAAUGGGACAUCUUUUGCAAGGUUGACCUGACCCCCUUGAUUGUUCGAGCUGGUCGGAUAUUUUGUCGUAAAGCUUUACACUAGGCUACUAGUUCUUGAGCUGUAUAUAAGAAUAUACUUCACUGUUAAGUUUCUUACUGUAGUUAAUCGCAUAGCCCUCAUUAACCUAUGAUGAUGGCUACAUGGCAAAUCCACACUUCACUGUUAUGGUCUUUAGGUGAAACUACUUGGGAGUUCUGAGCCAUUUUCUUACUUAAAAAUUGCUUGCAUUUUUCGGUUUUUCUUUAUUAUUUCGAUAACAUUGGUGACGGAGGAUUAAAAUCUCUAACCUUUUGGUCGGGUAUUUGUAGUUUCACUUUUCUGAUGAUACGUUGGAUACCAUCAUUUGAUUAAAUAGGACUGAAGCAUUUUGAAA